UCCGCCAUGACGUCCACGGACUUUGACAACGCGGAGAUCUCGCAGCAGUACAGCCACAUCAACACCCGCUUCGACCUCCGUGACGAGGAACUAGACAAUGACAACUGCUCGGCCCGGCUGUUCGAGCGCUCACGCAUCAGGGCGCUCGCAGAUGAGCGCGAGGCGGUGCAGAAGAAGACUUUCACCAAAUGGGUCAAUUCCAUCCUGUCCCGGGUCGGCUGUCGCAUCUCCGACCUCUACCUGGACCUGCGGGACGGACGCAUGCUCAUCAAGCUGCUGGAGGUGCUGUCCGGGGAACGACUGCCGAAGCCCACAAAAGGCCGGAUGCGUAUCCACUGUCUGGAGAACGUGGACAAGGCGCUGCAGUUCCUCAAAGAGCAGAGGGUCCACCUGGAGAACAUGGGGUCCCACGACAUCGUCGACGGCAACCACCGGCUCAUCCUCGGCCUCAUCUGGACCAUCAUCCUGCGCUUCCAGAUCCAGGACAUCAUCGUGGAAACGGGCCAGGCCGACCAGAAGGAGACGCGCUCGGCCAAGGACGCUCUUCUUCUGUGGUGUCAGAUGAAAACUGCAGGAUAUCCCAACGUCAACAUCACAAACUUCACCACCAGCUGGAAAGACGGCAUGGCCUUCAACGCUCUCAUACACAAACACCGGCCCGAUCUGGUGGAGUUUAACAGUCUAAAGAAGUCCAACCCGACCCACAACCUCCACAGCGCCUUCAACGUGGCAGAGCAGAAGCUCGGCGUCCACAAACUGUUAGACCCAGAAGAUGUGUUCACAGAGAACCCCGAUGAGAAGUCCAUCAUCACGUACGUCGUGGCAUUCUACCACUACUUCUCCAAGAUGAAGCAGCUCGCCGUCGAGGGCAAGCGAGUUGGGAAGGUUCUGGAUCACGCCAUCGAGACAGAGACGAUGAUUGACAAGUACGAGACGCUGGCGUCGGACCUGCUGACGUGGAUCGAGCAGACCAUCAUCGUUCUGAACAACAGGAAACUCGCCAACUCUCUGACCGGGGUGCAGCAGCAGCUCCAGGCCUUCAACACGUACCGCACCGUCGAGAAGCCGCCCAAGUUCCAGGAGAAAGGAAACCUGGAGGUGCUGCUCUUCACCAUCCAGAGUCGAAUGAGGGCCAACAACCAGAGGGUGUACACGCCCAAAGAGGGAGCGCUGGUGGCAGACAUCAACAGAGCGUGGGAGCGUCUGGAGAAGGCGGAGCACGUUCGGGAGCGCGUCCUCCGAGACGAGCUGAUCAGACAGGAGAAGCUGGAGCAGAUGGCGAGAAGGUUCGACAGGAAGGCGGCCAUGAGGGAGACGUGGCUCCUGGAGAACCAGAGGCUCGUGGCUCAGGAUAACUUUGGCUACGAUCUGCCGGCCGUGGAAGCAGCCAAGAAGAAGCACGACGCCAUCGAGACGGACAUCGCGGCGUACGAGGAGCGCGUCCAGGCCCUCAUGGUCAUCUCCAAGGAGCUGGAGUCCGAGCGCUACCACGACGCCAAGCGGGUCGACGCGUGGAAAGACAACAUCCUGCGUCUGUGGGACUACCUGCAGGAGCUGCUGAAGGCUCGGGGCGGGCGGCUGGAGAAGAACCUGACCCUGCAGAGGAUCUUCCAGGAGAUGCUGCACAUCAUCAGCUGGAUGGACGACAUGAAGGCUCGGCUGCUGUCUCCAGACUUUGGGAAACACUUGCUGGAGGUUGAAGACCUGCUACAGAAACAUGCCUUGGUGGAGAAUGACAUCGCCCUGCAGGCCGAGCGGGUGCACAACGCCAGUGCUGCCGCUCUCAAGUUUGCAAACGGAGACAGCUACAAGCCAUGUGACCCCCAGGUGAUCCGGGACCGGGUGCAGCACCUGGACCUGUGCUACCAGGAGCUCUGCGCCCUGGCGGCCCAGCGAAGGGCUCGCCUGGAGCAGUCCCGCCGCUUCUGGUACUUCCUGUGGGAGGUGACGGAGCUGGAGAGCUGGAUCAGGGAGAAGGAGCAAUUGUUCUCCUCCCUGGAUUACGGCAAGGACCUGACGAGCGUGCUGGUGCUGCAGAGCAAACACAGCGCCUUCGAGGACGAGCUGGGCGCCCGGCGCGGCAACCUGGACCAGCUCCUCGCCGAGGGAGACCAGAUGAUCCAGGCCAAGCACUUUGGUUCCCCCAAGGUUCAGGAGAGCAUGGACGACAUCGGGAGGCAGUGGCAGCAGCUGGAGGAGCUGGCGGCGUUCCGGAAGCAGAACCUGCAGGACACUCAGAGGUUCUUCCAGUUUCAAGGAGACGCUGAUGAGCUCAAGGCCUGGCUGCUGGACGCCAAGAGGCAGAUGAGCGUCGACGACGUGGGACACGACGAGUACACCACGCAGCGGCAGCUCAAGAGACACAACGACCUGAGGAACGAAGCCAUCAAGAGCGGAGCCACCAUCGACGCUCUCUCGAAACAGGCCAAUGCUCUGCCAGAGGAGCUCCUGAACACGCCUGAUAUCCAGAGACGUCUCAAAGACAUCAAGGACCUGUUCAUGGAACUCCUGUCUCUGGCCGACCUGAGGCAGAAGAAGCUGGAGGACACCAUGGCGCUGUACACCAUCUUCAGCGAGACGGACGCCUGCGAGAUCUGGAUGGGCCAGAAGGAGACGUGGCUGGUGGGACUGGAGGUGCCGGAGAAGCUGGAGGAUCUGGAAGUCGUACAGAACAGGUUGAGCAUUUUAGCUCAAGAUAUGGCAAACGUUCAGUCGAGAGUGGAUGACGUGAACAAAGCGGUGAAGCAGCUGGAGGAGAGCAGACACCCUCGCACCAAGGAGGUUAAAGAAUGUCAGACACGACUGAAUACCAGGUGGGAGGCCUUCAAGGCCAUGGUGGAGGACAAGAAGAGGAAGGUGGACUCGGCCGUCAGUCUGCACAGCUACAGGCUGGACUGUGACGAGACGGAGGCCUGGAUCAGAGACAAGACGCGGGUGAUCGAGUCCACGCAAGACCUGGGCAACGACCUGGCCGCCGUCAUGACCAUCCAGAGGAAACUGUUUGGCAUGGAGAGAGAUUUGGCCGCCAUAGAGGACAAGCUGACCUUCCUGAGGAGAGAAGCCGACCAGCUGGCCCAGGAUCACCCGGACAACGCGGCCGACAUCUUAGCCCGCAGAGGAGAACUGGACGCGGCCUGGGACGCGCUGAAAAAGACCCUGAAGGACAGGGAGGACUCCUUGGGCGAGGUCAGCAAGUUACAGACCUUCCUCCAGGACAUGGACGACUUCCAGUCCUGGCUUUUCAAGACCCAGAAGGCCGUGGCUUCGGAGGAAACGCCCGCCACGCUGCCGGAGGCCGAGGAGCAGCUCAGCCUCCACGAUGCGGUGCGGGAGGACAUAAACAACCACGAGGAGGACUACCACCGCGUGAAGGACACAGGGGCGCAGGUCAUGCAGGGUCAGGAGGACGACCCUCAGUACCAGCAGCUGGAGCAGAGGCUGAAAGGCAUGGACCGGGGCUGGUACGAGCUGCAGAAGAUGUGGGACAGUCGCAAGAACUUCCUGGACCAGGGUCUGGGCUUCCAGCAGUUCAUGAGAGACGGGAAGGCUGUUGAGGCCGUCCUCAACAACCAGGAGUACACGCUGGCCCUCAUCGACAAGGCCGACACGCUGGCCGGGGCAGAGAAAGCACUGAAGAAGCAUGAGGACUUCCUGAGCACCAUGGAGGCCAACGAGGACAAGAUCCACGGAGCCCUGCAGGGCGGACAGCGGCUGGUGGACAGUAACAACCUGUACUCCGGGAAGGUUCAGGACAAAAUGGACUCCAUCAUAGACAGGCGCGACAAGAACAAAGGACGAGCCCAGGAGGUGUCCGAAAAACUCAGAGAUAACCGCGACCUGCGGCACUUCCUGCAAAACACUCAGGAUCUGACUCUGUGGAUCAACGAGAAGAUGCUGACGGCUCAGGACACGUCGUACGACGAGGCCAGGAACCUCCACAGCAAGUGGCUGAAGCAUCAGGCCUUCAUGGCCGAGCUGGCCUCCAACAAGGACUGGCUCAACAAAGUGGACCAGGAGGGCCAGGAGCUGAUGGAGUUCAAGCCGGAGUUCGAGCCCAUCGUGACGGAGCGUCUGGCCACGCUCCACGAGCUGUGGGACAAACUGGAGUCCACCACCCAGGAGAAAGCCCGGCUGCUGUUCGACGCCAACCGCUCGGAGCUGUUCGACCAGAGCCAGGCGGACAUGAAGAAGUGGCUCGGCCAGCUGCAGCAGCAGCUGCAGGGCGGAGACGAGGACGUCAGAGACCUGACGAAGGCCAACAUCCUCCUGAAGAAGCACCAGAUGACGGAGAACCAGGUGCGUGACCGGGCGAGGGAGCUGGAGGAGCUGCAGCAGGCGGUCAGCAAACACGGCUCCGGCCGGGAGGACCAGCCGGAGCUGGAGGCCGAGCAGCGCGCCCUGCAGAGCGAGUUCCAGCAGCUCCUCACGCCGCUGGCGCAGCGCAAGGGCAAGCUGGAGGCCGCCAGGGCCGUGCAUCAGUUCUACAGGGACCUGGCCGACGAGCUGCUCUGGAUAGAGGAGAGGUUGCCGCUGGCAACGUCAGACGAGCACGGGCACAAUCUUCAAACUGUGCAAAUGCUGCAGAAGAAGAACCAGACGUUACAGAGGGAGAUGGAGGGUCACCAGCCUCGUGUGGAUGAAGUGGUCGAGCGGGGACAGAGGAUGGCGAUGGCCGCCAGCGUCGAGGGUAGACCCGAAGCAGAUCGAAUCACCUUCCAGCUGAGGGUGCUGGAGGAGGCGUGGGAGCGGCUGCAGGACGAGAUGGCCAAGCGGCGAGAGAGGCUGAGCGGAUCCAACUCGGCGCAGCAGUUCUACAACGACGCGGACGAGGCCGAGGCGUGGAUCGGAGAGCAGGAGCUGUACAUGAUCGCAGAUGAAAAGGCCAAGGAUGAGCAGAGUGCCAUGCUGAUGCUGAAGCGCCACAUGCUCAUGAAGCAGGCGGUGGACGACUACGCCAACUCCAUUAAGAAGCUGAAUGGCCGUGCCCAGAAGAUGUUUGCAGAGGACCAUCCUGACGGCGAGGGCAUCAUCAAGCGGCAGGGCCGGGUGGAUAAGCAGUACGCCGGGCUGGGCGAGCUGGCCGAGGACCGCGGCAGGAAGCUGGAUCACGCCUACCACCACUUCCUGCUGAGCCGAGAGGUGGAGGACCUGGAGCACUGGAUCGCGGAGAGAGACGUGGUGGCCUCCUCCCAGGAGAUGGGCCAGGACCUGGAUCACGUCUCGAUUCUGAGGGAUAAGUUCAGAGAGUUCGCCCGGGAGACGGGGAUGGUGGGACAGGAGCGGGUGGACAUGGUCAACCUGACGAUAGACGAGCUGAUCGAAGCCGGUCACGUGGAGGCGGCCACCAUGGCCGAGUGGAAGGACACCAUCAAUGACAGCUGGGCGGAUCUGCUGGAGCUCAUCGACACUCGGGCUCAGCUCCUCACGGCGUCUUACGAACUGUUGAAGUACUUUGACGAUGGGAAGGAGUUGGUGGCUCAGAUCCACGAGAAGCAGAAGGAGCUGCCUGAGGACGUGGGAGAGGACUUCAGCAAAGCCGAGUCCUUCCACCGGAUGCACGCAGCCUUCGAGAGAGACAUCACUGCACUGGGCAAACAGGUUCAACAGUUCCAGGAGACGGCCGGGCGGCUUCAUGCCCAGUACGCAGGGAACCGGGCGGACGCCAUCCAGGCCACGGAGCGCGAGGUGGUGGAGGCGUGGAAGGGUUUGCUGGACGCCUGCGACGGCCGCCGGGCGCAGCUGGUGGACACGGCUGAGAAGUUCCGCUUCUUCACCAUGGUACGAGACCUGAUGGCCUGGAUGGAGAGCACCAUCCAGCAGAUAGAGACUCAGGAGAAACCCCGGGACGUCUCAUCUGUGGAGCUCCUGCAGAAGUAUCACCAGGGGAUCCGCUCCGAGAUCGAAGCCCGGGGGGCCAAGUUCACCGACUGCACUGACCUGGGCACGGCCCUGCUGACACGGAAGCACCGAGACUCUGCAGAGAUCAAAGAGAAGCUGGUGCAGCUGAUGGAGAAACGGAAGGAGAUGAUGUUCAAGUGGGACGACAGAUGGGACUGGCUCCGACUCCUGCUGGAGGUGUGUCAGUUUGCACGGGACGCCUCGGUGGCGGAGGCCUGGCUGGUCGCUCAGGAGCCGUACGUGACCAGCAGAGACCUGGGCCACACGGUGGACGAGGUGGAGAAGCUCCUCAAGAGGCACGAGGCCUUUGAGAAGUCCACCGCCACGUGGGAGGAGCGCUUCUGUGCCCUGGAGCGCCUCACCACGCUGGAGCUGUUGGAGCUGAGGACGCAGCAACAGGAGAUAGAGCAGUUCAUUAAAGAUGAACAGCGCUCAGAUAAGGACAGCAGGAGAGAAGACACAGGCUUUGCAGAAGAGUCUUCACAGAUCUACACCGUGGAGGGACAAACUCUGUCCGGUUCUGGUGCCGUUGGGCCCAGUUCUCUUGCUCUGGAAGAGACGGCCGAUGACACCACGGUCCCCAAGGUGUCAGAGAUGAGAGAGAGCGGCUCUCUGGAGCUGGAGUCCUCCGUGUCGGCGCUGAUGCCGAAGGAACCGGAGAGGGCCGCCACGAUGCCCGUGGAGCCCCUCAGAGGCCAGGCCGUGCUGCAGGAGGGCCUGCUGGGCCGCAAGCAGGACGUAGAGGGCUCCGGGAAGAAAGCUUCCAACAGGUCAUGGAACAACUUGUACUGUGUGCUGAAGCCCGGUCACCUCUCAAGCUACAAGGACGCCAAAAGCUUCGGGCACGGAGUGACGUUUCACGGCGAGGACCCCCUGUCGCUCAGCAGCGCCACCUGGGAGAUCCUCGGAAACUACAAGAAGAAGAAGCAUGUCGCCAAACUACAUCUUGGUGAUGGCAGUGAAUAUCUGUUCCAGUGUAAAGACGAGGAGGAGCUCCAGCGCUGGAGCCAGGCCAUGGAGAAGGCCAUCCAGCCCCUGGCAGCAGAGGAGGCGUCGGGACCCUCGGGGGGGGCCAAAGCCCACAGCCUGCCCCAUCCCUCCUCCUCCUCCUCCGCUGCCCUCCCGGAGCCCGGCUCUGCCAAGAAAGACAAGGAGAAGAAGUUCAGCCGCUUUGCCAAGAAGAAGUGAGACGGAGAUUGGAAGGGAGGAGGA
This is a messenger RNA of Limanda limanda (common dab), 7110 nucleotides long. RefSeq names its product spectrin, beta, erythrocytic (gene sptb). Bases 7 to 7086 code for a protein of 2359 amino acids. The transcript is spliced from 36 exons. The record is from RefSeq and is a predicted model, not a curated record. Gene Ontology annotation, biological process: actin cytoskeleton organization. Gene Ontology annotation, cellular component: plasma membrane; spectrin; cell junction. NCBI's taxonomy places the organism in Eukaryota, Metazoa, Chordata, Actinopteri, Pleuronectiformes, Pleuronectidae. Gene Ontology annotation, molecular function: phospholipid binding; actin filament binding; structural constituent of cytoskeleton.